This is a messenger RNA of Salpingoeca rosetta, 5901 nucleotides long. RefSeq lists its product as uncharacterized. Lineage: Eukaryota; Choanoflagellata; Craspedida; Salpingoecidae. The transcript has 4 exons. The record is from RefSeq and is a predicted model, not a curated record. Bases 104 to 5830 code for a protein of 1908 amino acids. Gene Ontology annotation, biological process: multicellular organism development.
CUCCAGUGCACCCCAAACACAAACACCCAGACAGGCAACCACCAGACCAGACCACCACCACAACAAGAUAACAGCGAUCAACGCCAGCAACACGAGAGGAGUCAUGGCUUCCACUUCACCGACCGAUCUUGAUGUGUGGGACACCCAGAAUGAAGAGUGCGAGCAGGAACAACUACCACACAUCCCCAGAGUUGAGAAUGGCGACGCCAUUCUCCCCGCUUUGCCUGAAACCGAGCCUUCAAUGCACACUUCUCCGGCUGGUGCAACCCACCCUGCCCACCGUCUCCCACCGGCACCGAAGGGUUCGAAUACCGCCAAGGCCAAGGAGCAAGCCUCCAUGCAGCAGUCCAAGCCUCUCAAACCCGGAAUCAGUUCUGCUCAACUUAGUGCUGCUUUGAGCGAAUCCCCAACCAAGAAGCCCAAGAUCGAUUCACCUGAAAGCGGCGCCACGAAGCGGACACAUCGACGUGACAUUGCGGUGCAGAAAGCACCAAGUCGCGUAACGACCGCGAGCAGUGCUUCCUCGGCCAAGGACUCAAGACAAAGCAACACAAAGACCAGUAACACCAAGACUGCCAACAAAGAGUCCAGUCACACCACAGCAGCUCCGUCACGCCGCGUCUCCUCAACCUCGUCAUCAGUCUCAACAUGUGAUUCUUCCUCAACGUUGUCUUCUCCAACGCUUCCGGGUGAUACCUCAACCGCCUCGUCUUCCAGCACCAAGCAGACCACCAAGCAGACCACCAAAUCGUCCGCUGUGCCCCCGCAAGCAACUGCAUCGAGCACUGUCAUGCCCUCGUCGAGCAUUGACCCGGUGCCAACACCUCAGCCCAAAAAGAAGAAACCGACAGCGACCAGCCGACCCAAAGCCAACAGUUUCACUAUGGCCACCACAGCUAGUGAGGGCAACGCAUCAUCGUCCUCGUCGUCUUCUGGCUCCCGCUCUUCCUCGCCUUCGGUAAAACUAACCACCAAGCCCGUGGCCGGUUCAGCUUCAAAAUCUUCGCCUGCUUCCUCCAAGCCAACCACAAAGCGGAAGAAGACAGCUGUGCGCGGAAAGGGUGGAGAGUCCAAGCAACCCACAGAUAAGAAGGGCACGCCAACAAAGACAAGGCGUCGUCGUAGUAAGGCAGGCGCACCCUCCAGCGAGGACAACUCUAUCUCUCCGCAGCGGUCGUCAUCUACACAUGUGCCAUCAUCAGUUGGAGUGAUGCCGGCCAGCGCGACCACACAUGCACCAGUAGCAGCAUGUGCGGCUUCACCAGGCUCGUCUGGGUCUCCCCGCGCCUCUGGUACGAAUGGCGAUGGUACUCGCGUCACAGCCACCACGAGUACAUCAAACGGCACGGCCAGAGCGAGCGACGACGAUGGCCAAGACCUGCCACUGCAGUUUGUGGCGCUGCGCUGUGUCAAGGAGCAGCUCCCACCAAUCUUGCAGCCACACUUUCUGGAGAACAUUGACAUGCGCAACCCAAGCAGCACCAUUGAGGAGAUGCAGAUGAUGUACUGCUUCGUGACGUUCAUGGCCAUCAGCUCUAUGACUGUGUUCGAGCAGAGUACCACGAAGCAGCAAGACUUGAAGGAUGCUCUCAAAGCGUUUCAGGUGCGGAAAGAUACGCUUCGGUUGGAUCGCUCCGCUCUCGAAGCCCUGCUUCGCUUCCAUGCCGAGAUGAUUGACCUGCGUAUCGUUGCCGACGCGAGCGAGCUUGACGAGGCAACCAUCAUCAACGUCGGCAGCGACUCGGCCAUCUUUGUCAUGAACCCGUGCGGCGUGCUGUUCCGCGCCAGCGACAUUGCCAUGGACGAGGAAGCCACGGACCUCAAUGACGACACGGCGGUGGGCGCGCUGUCACCGCCGCACAUUGGCGACGACCCCGACCUCGACACGGCCGUCGGAGCCAUGCACGCCAGUACCCCUGAGCAGCACGGCUUUGCCGGCGAAUUUACGGAGCCGAUUCGUGACCUGCAGAGCAUUCCCACAUCCCCGAUUGACCAGCAGCAAACGGGCACCGGCGCCCCCAACAUCUACCCGCAACAGCAGGCCGUGGGUGCCAGCGUGUUUGAGCGCAUCCGCACCGUGCUACUGUCCUUGGAGCUGGACAUUGAGAGAGACAGCGUUGACAAGGCUGCACGGUUGCCGUUUGAUGAGCUUGGCGGCAUCCUCAUGUUGGUGCCCAACUUCAACUCCCUGUACGCACAGACGCGCUCGCGUGCACAGCAGUUCUUGCAGCAGCAAGGCGUUCCCGAAGACAAGGUGCUGGUGGUGAAGUGCAACGCAGCGUGUGCUGAUGAAGUGAAGACUUUCUGGCGGGGGGUGGAGACGAACAGGGACAAGCUGUUUGUGGUGCUGCAUGAUGAAGCGCACUGGGCCAUCGACAGGUCACCAAAUGAUGACAGCUCAAGUGGUGUGGCUGACCUGUUCCUCAACCAGCCCAGAAACAAAGGGGUCAAGAACGCACGCAACCUUGUGCGCUUGCUGGUCACAGCCACACCCUAUGCUCUGCAGACCGGGAAAUCGGCAAUCCCUUUGGUCAAUGAGAUCCACUGGGAUGCCGUCACAGGCGGCAGCGAAGAAUCGUCUGAGAACCACGGGCCGCGGUACUUUGGGAUGUCCGACCUGCAGGGGCAACAUAAGGACCCCAAGCGACAGCGUCUUGUCAUGGACAGUUCAUUUCAUGCUCUGGUGUCGGAGUGCGUUGGGCGUCGUAAGCCAGGCACACGCGAACAACUCAUGGCUAAGUUUUUCCAGUGUUACGAAGCGGCCUUCUUGCUCGCUUUACAUGAUAUCAUGGGGACAAAACUGCUAGACCGAGAGGAACUGGAGAGCCACACGACACCCUUGACGCUGCGCAUGAUCACCCGCUUCCUCAAGGCGACGACCAGCACCAACGGUCACGGACACAUGCUCCUCAUCCGUGUUGUGAGCAACCCCAUGGGCCGCGCGUUGACGUUGAGGCUGAGAGAGCUUCGCGCCAAGCUUGGCCUCGACAAGCGGUUUGCGGUAUUGCAGGACACCAGCGCCGACCCGCUGCGACGCGUGCUUGAACUUGAUGAGCGCAGCUCCGAGUGCCUCUCGCGACUGCAGCAGAUGACGGGCGCGAGUGGCAUUGCCAGCUAUGAGCAGCUGGAGCACCUUCCCUGCAUCCUCGUGCUCUGUGACAAGGGCCGCAUGGGCGACACCUUCCCCAAGUCGCUGCAAUACUACGACCUCCGCCUGCGCUACGGUAGCUCCUCCUCCUGCACGCGCACCUACAUGGAACAGGACCUCGGACGCAUGUUCCGGUACGCGCGGAGUCUGGACGAGCUGCCCAUGUGCCUGUUGCCGCCAACGGCACACGAGUGCCUCCAGCGAAGCCUCAUACACCUCUCCCCCGACCGUAAGGCGAACAUUUCAAAGCCACCCAAAGGUGAACAGAUACCUCGACCAAAACCGAGUGAAAACUGGUCAUCACGGAACGAUUCCCUCUUCUACCGCACGUAUGCGCGCCCAACAAGCAAGAACUACGAUGAGGGCAACCGCCGGGGUACAGACCCACGUCGCUUCCUCCUGCAGGGCAAGCCGCAGGUGGGGAAGACGGGCGCAUACCUGUGGGCGCUCAAGCUGCUCGCUGAGCACCUCAACAUGCCACCAGGGCCCACAGAGACGGAGGAGGUGGUGGUGUGCUGUGACGAUGACGACUUUGACGACGAAGGCAACGAGCGGGAACUUGACAUGGACGAGGAUGAGCAGCAGCAGCAAAACCACCGCGGCGUGCUGCCUGUACACACAGUGGUGCAAUCCCUACCCUUUGUGGCGCCACAGCCCGGCAAGUAUGGCGCCAUCAUCAUGGACCAGCGUGUGCACGCAGCGCGGCUGGCAGCAGCAGAGGCAGCGGCACACGGCGACAAUGGCGACGUUGUUGUGGAUGGUGCACCCGGGAACCGGUCACGACUCGUGGUGCGCAAGACUGUGAGCAGCGAGUAUGCGCUCAUGGCGCGACCACAGCCGCCGUCAGCUCAGGCGGCAGCAGGUGGCAACGCUGUCGUGGCCGAGUUUGCGGCGCCGGUCGUGGCUGAGCUGAGCGUGAACAGCGACGACGAGAUGAACCGUGAGAGGACGCUGGGCAGCCGAUGGCACAUUCCCGCAGCCAAGGCGGUCCUGUUCCAAGGGCUCAUCAGCCGUGGCGACGACGGUACUGCUGCUACGUUUGAGCGCAUUCGUGUUGAGGACCUUGACAUGCCCGUCGUGUUUAUGCCGUCGAGUGGGCGUGCCGCCAUCGGCCUCCUCGACCUCAGCAGAACACUUCGCAGUCGUCAGAGCAACAGCAGCGGGAACAGCAGCACAAGCAGCAGUGACAACAACGGCAGUGGCGAUGGUGGUGUUCACAAAGUGCUGCAGGUGAUUGUGGUGAAACAGGACGAGUUUGACGCCUAUUGCACGCACUACCCUGACGUGGUGGUGUGUGCGCUGCCCGAAGCUGCAAGCAGCCCUGACAAGGGCAUUGGUGCGAGCCGCGACUUCAUCAAGCGGUUUGCCACGCUCAACCUCGACCUGACCCGCCACGCAGCGCGUGCUGGCGGUGUGAGGCUGGGGCGGGUUGCGAGCCUCAUCCUCAUGCUGGACGACUCGUGCUUGGUGUUCAAGCGCGCCGUCGUGAGGCAGGAUCCCUGCGACUUUCACACUGCUGAUGAUGUUGAUGUUGUGGACGGCGCCCAGCAUGGCGGUGCGAGCGACGAUCACCAGCGAGAGUGGAAGUGGGACUGGGCGAACCGUGAGAACCGCAGCGAGUUCACCAUGGAGGACGUGCCGCUGCUGCACGUGCUGCAGCACAUGCUGAGCGACCCUGACUUGCACAGGUACGCGCUGAUGGGCAUUUCGCGCUGGCGCCCGUUCUUGCGCAACAUGCAGAGCGCGUACAAGCGGGCGCAUCCGUUCUCGUUCCUGCUCCUGAACGUCGAUGUGACGCGUGACGUGCACUACGAGGCAAACGAUCUUCUCUGCGAGGACAUCCGCUUCAACGAGCGCUUGAACGCGCGUGAUUUGUUGUUUGUCAAGUACUGCCGGUUCGUGUUGCUGAAGAAGCAGUUGGCUGAGGGCGGCUGCAGCGCCCUGUUGGAGAGGGCGCACGUGGAUGCACAGAACGAGACACAUUCGCGCACGUUCGAAGUUGCUGCUCUGCCAGACACUGGUAAUGAUUUCAGUGCGAAACUCGCUGUCACCCUCGAUAACAUCCCGACUGCUGAGCUCAUUGCUGCUGCUGAGGGUGACGCGAGUGCACUGUUGGACCGUCUGGCAGACCACCUCGUCACGAUCCUGGGACCCGGUCUCGUGUCAUUGCUGCAAAUGGAGCUUGUUGAGCCCCGCAUGCUGUGCAUGCCUGCAGGCACAUCAUCGCGGCCACAUCAAGUGCAAUGCCGAAUCUGCCUCAAGGAACCUGGGCAGCAGCUGGACAUGGUGGGAUACACCCGCCUUCGAAGCACCCUCGCGUACAUUGCGACGGUCGCACAAACACAGGCGUCAGUCCCGCUAUCCAUCGUGCUGGACUUUGUGCGCAAACAUUUGAUCCCUGUGCCUGCAAGCACGCGCGUCUUCACAAUUGGCGAGCGGCCUGAACGCGACGCGAACGUACCCAUCGCAACUGCCCCAACAGCCGUCAUCGCAUCCUACACCACAAAUCCAAUUGAAGUGAGGGCUCUGACAAGCAACUCUGAGUGGCAAUGCUUGCUCGUCGACAUGUACCAUGCUACUGGCGAGCAUGAGGGCCUGAGAUUCCUUCUGUCCGUGGCGCCGGCCAACUCUGAAGCCUAUUACUACCUCCACUUGGGCUGGGUGCUUGCGAUCAAGCGAUAGAUGUGCCGCGUGUAGUAUCAGUUGUGUGUGUGUGUGUGUGUGUGUGUGUGUGUGUGUGUGUGUGUGUGUGU